This is a messenger RNA of Linepithema humile (Argentine ant), 1782 nucleotides long. Its product is annotated as FUN14 domain-containing protein 1A. Gene Ontology annotation, biological process: autophagy of mitochondrion. The record is from RefSeq and is a predicted model, not a curated record. Gene Ontology annotation, cellular component: mitochondrial outer membrane. Lineage: Eukaryota; Metazoa; Arthropoda; Insecta; Hymenoptera; Formicidae.
AUUUUUUAAAUUAUUAUUUUCUUUCUUUUUUGGUCGACUAAUUCUUUAAAAAAAGGAUGGGAAGAGAGAUGCUAGUGCCAAAAGUGCAACUGAAACACAUGCUUUCAUAUCUCGAGAUCCGUUCGGAAUUGUCUGCCCUUGCGAAAUUGUCGUAUAUUUACACAUUUACGUUCGAUCAAGUGAGCUGCACGGCAGCAUCCAACUGAUUUCGAAAAUUUUUUACCAAAAAGUUUCAAGAUGCGUACAGCUAAAAAGGGUAAAGACGAAGCCAAUCAAGAGGUCUGCAAUAUAGAUGCAAGCGAAGCGAAAUCCUUCUUGGAGAAGAUCUUGGGUGAUGUGAGCAAGUCUUCGGCAACUAAGCAAAUCAUCAUUGGCAGUACUUCGGGAUGGGUAACUGGAAUUGUCACUGUAAAAAUCGGGAAGGUAGCAGCUUGUGCAGUCGGUGGUGGAAUUCUCAUAAUGCAAAUUGCUGCGCAUCAAGGUUACAUAAAUAUUAAUUGGGACAAAAUCUCGAGAAAGGCUGAAAGUAUCACAGAUAAGGUGGAAGAAAAAAUUACUGGAGAGGGACCAAGUUUCACAGAUAAGGUUGAGAGAUUCGUCGACAAAAAGCUGGACAAAGCUGAACGAUUGCUGAGGCAAGGGGAGACUCGUACGCGGCGUUGGUACCAUGCGUUUAUCGGUGACGAUAGCUUCCAGCCGAAGGAAGUACAUUUCUUCCUCGUCUCAUUCGCGGCUGGCGUCGCGCUCGGUAUUGCCACUGCUAACUAGGUAAUAAGCUGCUGCACUCUGAAUGCAAUCAAGAAAAAGGUCGAUAUUCACAUCACUCCGAAGAAUAGCCACCCCGUCGUCGUUGUCGUUGAUCAUGAUGAUGAUGCCGUCGACGAGUACAAUAGCACCAUCAUGAAGGAAGUGAAAAACAAGAUCAACGAACUGAAGAAGUGGGUGGUGCGGGCUACGCUUAAACCCUAGAUAUGUAGCUUUAUUUCAAGUCUGUCACUGAUAACAGCGAUGAGUAAAACUUACUCGCAUAUUGUACAGACACUUAGUUGCGAUUAACAUUAUUUUAGACGUUUAAAUAAAAAUAGAUUGUGAAACAAAUCACAAAACUUUAUUUGUAACACAGUCUUCUAAAUUAACAGAACUACCUAGUAGUAGUGUGUAGUAAAUUUUAUUCGUCGCUAUCAGUCUAGAGUCGGUAUAUCAAACAAAUGAAAGUCCUCAAUUUUUUCAACGUCUGAGAUUUACAAAGAAAGGAUUGAAUUUAUUUAGGCUAGUAUGGUACUGUCUAUUAAAUUUCGCGUUAUACUUGAUAAAUUUAUCGGAAUGUUUCUUACGAAAGGAAAUUUUAACAAGUUUUAGAAUCUCGAUAAUUUUAUCAGUAGUUGCAUAGACUGUCUAUGAAGAAAAGUAUAUAUAAAACACGUGUGCAUAUAAAACAGUAUACAGAUUUCUUGGUCGUUCGGAAUGCAGCAAGAAAUUAGUCACCCUAAUAUAUAAACGUUAAUAUAAUAUUGUACACUACUUGUAAAGGAUAGAGCAACUUUCUCGGCGAUUUAUAGGCUUAAUUCGCUCUAAUCACGCUAUAUUUCCAUCACGUUUAUACAGAGAUCUUAGAAUAUCAUCUAUGAUAGAAAAUAUUUAACAAUUUCAGUCAUUGUUUCACUAGUCAUAGGUAUCGUAAUAAUAUGAUUUAGAAUCAAUAGGAACUUAUGCCAUCUUAAAUUUAAUCUUGCUAGAUGUGUAUAAUGUGUGAAGAUUAUAUUAAAUUACUAUUAUACGAAA